CGUCGCGGGUGCGAUUAAAGAAAAUAGAGAAGAGAAAUCGGGAAUGGAAGAGGAGGAGGCUGAGCUGUACGGCAUCGAAGAUGAAUUCGACGAGCAGUUUGCAGACGAGCUGGAGGCCCUGGCGGAGCUGGAAGGGGAACGACCCCUGCGCCCCUCCCGCAAAGUCUCCGAGUUCCGAAAGCAAAAAAAAAGGACGUUUGAAGAGGCUCUCGCAGCCGGGGAUCCGGUGAAGGACUCGGUCGCUCCAGUCUGCCAGCCGUGCCUGGAAAAGGAGUCUUGCAGCCAGGCGUUCCCCGAGGGCGGUGUGGACGAGGAACCCGACGGUCUUCCCACAUCCAGUGGGGCCGAGGACAGCUCAGAGGAUCUGCCCCUCCAGGAGGCAGAAGCAACUCAGAGGAAAAGGAGUGGAUAUGAGGCCUUUGGGUCUUGCUAUGGGCUGUUUGCUUCCCUUCUCUCGCUUGCCCCCUUGAAUAUGUUUGGGAACUGUGGCCAAAAGGGUUCCCUGAAGGUGGGCAGUUUGGUGUCUGCCUUCCCAUUGCGCCGCUUGAUGAGAGCUGAACCCUUGGUUCCAACAGCUCCCCGGCCGAAGCGUCGUCGUCUUGAAGCUGUGAAGAAGCUGGACUUUGGAGCAGAAGAUUCGCCCAGGGCCCUUGAAGACUCACCCAAGGAUGGAACUGCCUCGCCUCUUUUGCCAGGAGCCUCUUCUGAACUCCAGGAAGCCAGGACUCCGAGGUGCACGAUCCUGGACAGCGUGGGAGUAAGCGAUGUGCUGCCCCUGCAGGUGACUCCACCAGAGGUGAGCACCUCGAAGAAGGUGCUGAAGCGCCCGCCCGUCUUGGAGGACUACAUCAACGUGACCUCAACUGACGGCACCCGGGUCUUCAUGGCCAUGAAGGAGGAUUGCUCCUGGGCAGGAACGCAGCGCUGCGAUUCUCUUGGGUGGAACAGACAACGCCCUCUUUAUCUACUCGGGGUCCCUUUCUCCUACCUCAAGGAACAGGUGGCUGAAGAGCACCGGAGGCAGAUCCGUGAAACUUCGCGACGGCUGACGGAGAUUCUGGACAGCUGUCUUCAAGAUGAGCCGACCGAAACGGAGGCCGCAGAGCCCGGGGAAGAAGGCGGUGGCGACACCGCGCGGGAAGAGGACAAAUCGUCUGCGGGGUCCCUGUGGGUCGACCGCUUCACGCCCAAGCACUACGUGGAAUUGCUCAGCGACGAUUACACGAACCGCUGCCUCCUGAAGUGGCUGAAGCUGUGGGACGUGGUCGUCUUUGGGAAGGACAAGCCCACCAAGAAGGCCAAGCCGGGCUUGGAGGCCGGCCUGCCCACCAAGCGUCCCAAAGAGCGGCCAGGCCCCUGGAAGAGCAAAGUCCAGCUGACAGAGGAACUCCUGGAGGCGGAGUUGGACCAGCACAACCGACCCAAAUUCAAGGUUGCCUUGCUGUGCGGCCCCCCCGGAUUGGGCAAGACCACGUUGGCACACAUUAUCGCAAAGCAUGCUGGGUACAACGCGGUGGAGAUGAACGCCAGCGACGACCGUAGCCCCGACGUCUUUAAACAGCGGAUAGAAGCUGCCACCCAAAUGAAGUCUGUGCUGGGAGCUGACGAGAGACCGAACUGCCUCAUCAUCGACGAGAUCGACGGCGCUCCAACGGCAUCCAUCAACGUGCUGUUGAACACCGUCAACCAGAAGGGCAAAGAGGCGGAAGCGGAAGGGGCCGCCAGCAGCGCGAGUGGGCGGAGGAAGCGGCGAGAGGGCGGACUCCUCUUGCGUCCGAUCAUCUGCAUUUGCAACGACCAGUACGUCCCUUCUCUGCGUCAGCUACGGCAGCAGUCUUUCCUUCUCCACUUCCCCUCGACGGCCCCAUCCAGGCUGGUGCAGAGGCUGCAGGAGAUCGCCGCCCAGCAGGGCAUGAAAGCCGACACGGGGGCGCUGACGGCGCUGUGCGAGAAGACGGAGAACGACAUUCGCUCCUGUAUCAACACCCUGCAGUUCCUGCAUAGUCGCGGCCAGAAGGAACUGAACUUGCGGACGGUGCAGACCGCGACGGUCGGCUUGAAAGACCAGAACAAAGGGCUGUUCUCCAUCUGGCAGGAGAUCUUCCAGCUCCCGAAGGCUCAGAGGCACCGGAUAGGGAUGGACCCUUUGAAUCCGGUCCUCAUGAGCGGUGGGGAUGACUUCUUCGGCCCGACCGCGGCCCAAGCCUCCCUUAACGCUGCUGCCCAAAGAUUCCACCGCAUCCUGCAUCUCGGCACAUCCUCUGGAGAACAUGAAAAGCUCACCCAGGGCUUGUAUGACAACUUCUUGAACAUGAAGGUGAAGGAUUCCAGUCUCGGCUCGGUCUGCCUGGCCUUGGAGUGGCUGGGCUUCACCGAUCUGGUGCGCCAAGUCAUGAUGCACAGGCAGAACUUCCAGCUCAUGCGGUACCUCCCCUUCCUCCCCGUGGCCUUCCACUUGCUCUUUGCCGCAUCCAACAUCCCCAGACUGGCGUACCCCAACAGCCAGAACGAGGCUCUGGCGAAGUUGACCCAAGUGCAGAACCUCGUGGCUUCCAUGCUCUCCGGGGUCGCGCCAAACUCCCGCAGCCGCCUGGGGCCUCAGUCCCUCGUGCUGGAAGCCCUCUGCCUCCUCCUGGACAUCCUCUCUCCGAAACUGAGACCGGUGAACACCCAGUUGUACAGCCAGAAGGAGAAGCAGCAGUUGUCUGAGCUGAUCGGCACCAUGCUGGCCUACAAUCUCACCUACCUCCAGGAGCGGACGCCCGACGGGCAGUACGUCUACAAACUGGACCCAAAUGUGGAAGAAAUCUGCCGCUUCCCAGACCUCCCUGUUCGGAGGCCGCUGACUUACCAGACCAAGCAGCUCAUCGCGAGGGAAAUCGAGCUGGAAAAGAUGAGGCGGACAGAAGCCGCACUGAAGGCGCGCAACUCCAACCAGGAGUCGGCAGUGAGUCGGUCGGCCAAGGAAGGGGACCAGAAGCCUGGUGUCGAGUCCCAGGUGCGGAACCACGAGCAACGACUGGGCGAGAUCGUGAAGAGAGCCACGUUUGAGGAGAAGCCGGAAACCGAUUUCUUUGGCCGUGUAAUUGUCAAGAAGAAAGCGUCUCCUUCGACAGCCAACCUGGCGCCUGAAAAAAACACAACCGAAAAACGAGUCGGGAGGGCCGUCGGACAGAGCGACGUCUGGUUCCGGUUUAACGAAGGCGUCUCCAACGCCGUCCGGAGAAAUAUUUACAUUAAGGAUUUACUGUAGCAAUAGAACACUCUGGUUUGUA
This is a messenger RNA of Gekko japonicus, 3275 nucleotides long. RefSeq names its product chromosome transmission fidelity factor 18 (gene CHTF18). The transcript is spliced from 24 exons. Gene Ontology annotation, molecular function: ATP hydrolysis activity; ATP binding. The coding region runs from base 44 to 3253 and encodes 1069 amino acids. The record is from RefSeq and is a predicted model, not a curated record. Lineage: Eukaryota; Metazoa; Chordata; Lepidosauria; Squamata; Gekkonidae.